UGUUUAGAGGGAUAAGAAAAUUGAUUGGUGCUUAUCUGGAAUGUGGGUCGUCAAUCUUUCAAGACGAGCCAGAUCACUCAAUACUCUGAAGGUGCAUUUGAAGACUUAAGUGGUGGUAUAAUUGCGGAGAGCAUUCAAAAUUUCUCCAGAUGAGCCAUUCUGACGUGGUUCUUCAAAACCUGCUUUAUUUUCACAAGGAAGCCAGUAAAAAUAGACGAAGAAUUCAAUGUCGACGCAUAGUUCGACCACCGAAGCAGUGCACUGUGCAUCGCUCAAUUUCUUUCCCGGAUGUUUGGACUGCGCUCCUAGCCAUAAAAUGAGGUGACGUCCAGUUCCGAUAUUCGUUGUAAAGACAAGUUUAACUUCCUACUUAGUCUCUCAUCUUCUUUUUGCAGCGCAGAUGGCAAGACUCCGACGGCAGUAUGUGGAAGGGCAAUGAAUGCAAAAUUUUGUUGUGAAAAGAAAAUUACGAUCCUAAUGAUUUCAGACAUUCAGUUUACUGCAUCUUUCAGAUGAUAAAAAGACCCCUGCACACAACACUCUGUUGGCAGGAGUAUGACAUAGAGACACGUAUGUAGGCAUCAAGAUGGUUUCGUGAAAUGAUUAUGACCAGAUAUAGUGAUCGUACACGUCAACGAGCUUUACAAGAGCUGAGAAACGCCUCUUUUACACCAUAAGCUUAAGUUCAAGGUGGAUUUCUACGAACAAUACGACAAGAUAAGACUCUGUCGUAAUCACUUAACAAAGCCGCGUCUACUAGAUGGACAAAAAGCCCAUAGAUAAUACGAAGCACUGGCUUGUCUAAAGAUUUUCAUUACGGCUGAUAAUCUGUCGUUUUUCGCUCUGAGAGGAGAAAUCGACGAAAUAUUUAGUGAUUGGAGCAUCUGUGCUGAGAGCGUCGUACAUCCACGGUAUCCAACACAUAGAAACAAUCACCUCAUGGUAUGCCAUGUAUACAAAACCGCAUGGUGACUCUCGCAUCACACAGAUGAUCGCAUAAGUAUCGCAAGUCACGAAUAUUUUGACCACGUCUUUCGGCACAGAUUUGGACAUUUUCUAACAGACUAAAUGUGAUAAUGGAAUGCAAAGAGAUUAAAUAAAUGAUUCAAGGUAAUGAGUGAGGUUAUAAGAUGAUUUGGUCAAGUAUCAGUCUCUCGUGUUCGAAUUUUGCAAGUGUAUGGAUAAUGUACCAAUUGGCGCAAGGGUGUCCAUCCACCCGCUACUCGCGACUGGAAUUGAAAGCGCCAUAAUCCAGCCAUGUACUGUACAUAUAGAAGUACAUGCUUUGUAUCACUGCGUCAAUAAUCAAGCGGCAACGACACAUCAUCAUAUUAUCUGCUCGAUGGGGAGCCAAAAGAAUUGUGCUCAAAAGCGGCUGGUACAAGCAAUUCCUUGUGUGCGUUCAAAUGAGACCGUAGUUCGCACAGAUAUAUAUACCCCACAUACAAUCCAUGUGUGUCCACAUGGUGGUGUGUGCUCUUGGUAUUUAUUGUAUCUAAAUACUAUGUUCGAUGAUGGAUCAUGUGAAGGAAGUACAAUACGUUGUAUGAUCACGGAAGUGUGUGAGUACUUGUACAAUCUGACGCUUUUUAGCUGUUUACGGCUCGGACGUACAUAAUGAUGACACAUUGCUUUUUCUCCUUCUUACUAAUACUUUAUGUACAGUACGCAAUUUCUCCCCCUUUUUACUGACAGUAUCGUGUUUAUUCUCUCAAACAUGUACAGUUCCAGUAUUGGUACUGUACCCCAGUAGGGUUGCAAACUAUUAGUACAGUCGAAGGUCGACUCUUCUACGUCUCGACGAACCAAGAAUCAGUCUGGAUGAAUCAAAAGAAAGUGAAGAACGUAAUAGGCGGGAGAAGGGAUCUAGUGCGAAGAAUAUGUAAAGCAAGACUAUUCCAUCACUGAGUCAUAGUGAGCCAAGCAUUACACGCUUCAAAAAGAUUUAAUUUGAACGUGAUUUUUCUGACGGAUGGUAGAUCACAUAAAUACUUUAGCCAAGUGAAAGGAUUUGACACUUGCUUAAAGAAUGUGUCUGGUAUUUCGUCUAGACAGAAUAUAGUGUCGUCUCUGCGAGUGAUUAUCACGAUUUCUCUGGUGGCAAAUCCUGUUUAAAACUCUUGCCAGUCGCCACAGCUGCUACGACCAACACGUCAAGGUACAAUUCCUCACUUUCUCACUUAGCAAAACACCACCCCACAAGCAAUCUCUUCACUUGAUCAAGUAAACG
This is a messenger RNA of Plasmopara halstedii, 2230 nucleotides long. RefSeq lists its product as uncharacterized. Lineage: Eukaryota; Oomycota; Peronosporomycetes; Peronosporales; Peronosporaceae. The transcript has a single exon. The record is from RefSeq and is a predicted model, not a curated record. Bases 1178 to 1618 code for a protein of 146 amino acids.